AAAGGUUACACACUCUCUUGGUUCCAUAAAUAUAUAAUAAAAAAAAAUGGAAAUCGUGAUGUAUUGAGAUAGUGAAGUGGGUUUUUGGAUCAAUAUGGAUGUGUAAGUUGACUUGGAAUGGAAGUGGGUUUUUGCCUGAAUUUAUUAGUAGUUGUGAUUUGGUUUUGGAAUUGGAAUUGGAAGCAAAGCCACAAUGACUUGGAAGCAGAACAGAGGAAUUGAAUCAUCUUCCAAGAUUGUGGUGUCCAAGAAAUGGACUAUUAUGCUUUGUAUUGGCUUCUUCUACGCUGGAAUGCUAUUCUCUCACAGUGCUGUGGAUAAAUCAAUUUCAAAUCUGGAGAUGGAGUACUUAGCUGCUGGAAGGGCUGCACACUCUGUAAACAUUAUUGAAUCAAGCCGCAGAAGAAAAUAUUUAAUGGUUAUAGGCAUUAUUACAUCAUUUAGUAGCCGAGAACGAAGAGAUUCAAUCCGUGCUACUUGGAUGCCGCAAGGAGAUACAAGAAAAAUGCUCGAGGAAGAGAAGGGCAUCAUAAUCCGGUUUGUAAUAGGUCGCAGUGCUGAAUCAAGUGGCAACCUUUAUAGAGCUCUCGAGGCUGAGGGCAAAAAACAUGGUGAUCUUUUGAGGCUGGAUCAUGUUGAGGGUUACCUCGAGUUAUCAGCCAAAACAAAGACAUACUUUUCAACUGUUGUUGCUUUGUGGGAUGCGGAUUUUUAUGUUAAAGUCGAUGAUGAUGUGCAUGUAAACAUGGCAACGCUUGGAGCAACUUUAGUAAGGCAUCGAUCACAGCCAAUGAUAUAUAUUGGAUGCAUGAAGUGUGGUCCAGUUCUUGCUCGAAAAGGAGUGAAAUAUCAUGAACCCGAGUAUUGGAAAUUUGGGGAGCAAGGAAGCACAUAUUUCCUUCAUGCUACAGGACAAUUAUAUGCAAUUUCAAAUGAUUUGGCUACUUAUAUAUCAGUUAACCAGCAUGUGUUGCACAAGUAUGCUAAUGAGGAUGUUUCCUUGGGAUCAUGGUUUAUUGGAUUGGAUGUAAAGCAUAUUGAUGACCGGAGACUCUGCUGCGGUAUUCCACCUGAUUGUGAGUGGAAGGCUCGGGCGGGCAACAUUUGUAUUGCUUCCUUUAAUUGGAGCUGCAGCGGGAUCUGCACGUCAGUGGAGAGAAUGAAGGAGGUUCACCGGCGAUGCGGCGAAGGUGAAAAUGUCUUAUGGAACACAGCUUUCUGACAAAUGGUUAUAUAUUCCGAACUCAGGUGGUGUGAGGGCUGUGAGCUUUUUCAUUAUUUUAAUAUGUUUAAAACUUGUUCUCCUAUGUUCGGUUUUAUGUUUGCUUGGCUCCCAAUGUGUUAGGGAAGGGAAUGUUGACUAAAAUUGUUUUAAGCCAUGUAAAUACUUUUUUUUAGA
This is a messenger RNA of Tripterygium wilfordii, 1399 nucleotides long. Its product is annotated as probable beta-1,3-galactosyltransferase 2. The coding region runs from base 194 to 1222 and encodes 342 amino acids. Gene Ontology annotation, molecular function: hexosyltransferase activity. The transcript has 9 exons. The record is from RefSeq and is a predicted model, not a curated record. NCBI's taxonomy places the organism in Eukaryota, Viridiplantae, Streptophyta, Magnoliopsida, Celastrales, Celastraceae. Gene Ontology annotation, cellular component: Golgi membrane.